Microthlaspi erraticum is the source of this 1026-nucleotide messenger RNA. The record is from the annotation of a GenBank genome assembly. NCBI's taxonomy places the organism in Eukaryota, Viridiplantae, Streptophyta, Magnoliopsida, Brassicales, Brassicaceae.
AUGGCAUUGCAAGCCAUUUGCUUUGGAUUUCUCCCUCCGAGACUUCGACUUUCAUCUCGAGAUUCACUCUCCCAUCCACCUGGUUCUUCGACAUUUGCAACGCGUCAGAAAGUUGAUUCGAGACAAACCCUCGUUUGGAACAAACCGCAAGGACCAAUUAGCUUGAGCAGAGGCGUUGUAGUAUGUUCGUCUCGAUCUGAAUCAACCCCUGAGUCAAAGCAACCUGAAAAGAGUCAUAACUAUGCUCGAGCUGAGCUGUUCCGUGGGAAAUCAGGUUCGAUUUCCUUCCACGGCCUAACCCACCAGCUCGUUGAAGAAAGCAAACUGAUUUCAGCUCCGUUCCAAGAAGAGAAAGGUUCCUUCUUGUGGGUUUUGGCUCCCGUUGUGUUGAUCUCGUCACUGAUUCUUCCUCAGUUCUUUCUUAGUGGUGCCAUUGAAGCUACCUUUAAAAACGACACUGUUGCAGAGAUUGUUACUUCUUUCUGCUUUGAGACGAUCUUCUAUGCCGGUCUUGCGAUAUUCCUGUCUGUGACUGACAGAGUGCAGAGACCGUACCUAGACUUCAGCACCAAGAGAUGGAGUCUAAUCACUGGACUGAGAGGAUACCUUAUGUCUGCAUUUCUCAUGAUGGGUUUGAAAGUUGUGCUUCCUGUGUUCGCUGUGUACAUGACUUGGCCAGUUCUCGGUGUCGAUGCGCUGAUCGCAGUGCUUCCUUUCUUGGUUGGCUGUGCGGUUCAACGACUCUUCGAAGCUCAGGUUGAAAGACGCAAAUCAUCCUGUUGGCCCAUUGUUCCAAUAGUCUUUGAGGUGUAUAGGCUGUAUCAAGUGACGAGAGCAGCGACUUUUGUUCAGAGGCUGAUGUUUAUGAUGAAAGAUGCGUCAACGACUGUAGAGAUUUCAGAGCGAGGUGUUGCGCUGGUUGGUUUGGUUGUGACUCUGCAGUUUUUAGCUGUGUUAUGUCUCUGGUCGCUUAUCACAUUCCUUUUGCGCCUCUUCCCUUCUAGACGUGUAGCUGAAAACUACUAA